AACCACUGACCUUUUGGUUAUCAGCUGAACUCUUAACCACUGCACUGCCAGAGCUUUUUACUAACAACAAUAAGAAACCAUUUUUUAAAUUGGGUCAGAAUUUGUAGUCUAAGCCUUUUAGAAGCCACCAUGUCUUCAUUUACUCUUCCCCACACAGUGAGCGGAAGGACAUGGAGCCCUUCCUGUUUGCAAGUGGCUUCACAGAGGGGAUAGCUCUGUCCCUCAGAAGAACCUGGAAAUGAUUCAGCUCAGUGAGGCCUCUUCACUUCCCACCUGUCUCUGGCUGUUUUCACUGCUCCCACUCAAAAAGACUGGAGUAGGCCUCCCACCAUGCCUAUGGGCACUUUCUGUGCCCUUCAGGCCCUGGGGUCCGGCCCCACCUCCUUAGGAGUCAGUCCCCUCCAGGGCCCCCUGGGCCCUCCUCUCUGCAGGCCCUGAGAGCUGUGAGCCUACAGGGACUGGCUCAGCAAAUCCGUCCGAGGGGAAAGAAGGAUGGGUGUGAUGGCCACAUCCACAUCUACGCCCAGAGCCCCAGGCUCCGUAGAAUGGCGCUGUUAAACACUUCAACCAGCACUGGCUGUCGCUGGCUGCCGGGUGUGAGUGGCAAGCUUGGGACACCCAUUUGGCCGGGUUUGAUUGUGUUUUUGCUGUCACUACCACCACCCUGCAAAGUAGCACGUGAAACUCCUCGCUGUGUGACAAUGCGGAAAUGCAAAUACGCUAUAGUUUUGUGACCUUAGUGCACAAACCAGAAAAAGGAAGCAGUGCUUUGCUGUUGCAUGAAGUUCAAACCUGGAGGAGAAACGCACAGGCGUUCGCUCGGCCGGCUGCCCUAGGCCCACGCCAGUGUCCUGCUGACCCCUGCCUUGAUCCUGAAGCACACGGCAGCCCACAGUGUCUGGCUCCAUCUCAGUGUUCUCCGCAGGCAGGAUGGACACCCCUGGGCAGGUCACCGACAGCCAGUGCGCUUCCCACACAGAAACCCCCAGGCAAGUGGUCCAGCUUCUAGGUCCUUAGCCCUCAAGGGAAGGCACCUCUGGGUCCUGGGGCUGCUACUGUCUGACAGGUCACCUGGCCCCUCCAUCUCAACCCUGGGCCUUCCUGACUUCGCAGAUAGGACUUUCUUUCCCAGUCUGGGACCUAUAUUGCUGGGUUGUACAGCACAUGGAAUUUCUUUUAUUGGCCCCAUGGUGCUUUGAACAGAGUUUGGAGAAUCCAUUGUGGUGUAACCAACUCCCAAACUUGGUGUAAAACAACCACCUCUAAUCAUCAUUAUUAUCUCUUGUGGUUCUGGGAAUUGACUGGGUUCAGCUGGGCGGUUUCUCUCAGGGUUUCUCCAGUGGCCAGACAGUGGCUGGACUCACUUCAAAGACUCCCUCACUCAGACUCACAAGUCUGGUAGUUGCUGCUGGCCGUCAGCUGGGACUUCACGGGGACUGUCAGCUGGAAGACUGGCAUAGGGUCUCGCCACGGGGCCAGGGCUUUCUCACAGCAUGCCAGAUGGGUUCCCAGGGCAGGAGUCCCGAGAACGAGCACCAGGUGGGACUGUAUCACCUCUGUGACCUGCCUCGGAUGUCACAGUGCCUCCCUUCCGCUGACUCUGUGGUUGAGGCAACUCAGUGAAGCUGGUCCGUAUUCAACGGGAGGGAACUAGAACCCCGUCUUGAUGGGGGAUGGUCAAAGGACAUGUGGACAGUUCCACUCAAAAGAUAUCUGUUGAGUGCCAGUGGCCAUGGGGCCCCCCAGUGAGCCAGACAAAGUUGUUCCCUGCCGUCUUGGAGCUUCUAUCUGCAAGAAGUCUCAGAAAGGCACAGUACAGGAAGUUGCGGUAUUUUUACUGGAGGACUCCCAAUGAUGCUCCUGGAGGAGGUGAUGCAGGGCGGCAGGUGAGGCUCGGGUGGCAGGGGCGGGCUCGGGUCCUACAGGACUGGCCUACCUGUGUCACUCACUCACUGAGCCUAGCAGAGAGUCCAGCACCAGGUACAGCAGCAUUCACCAUCUGCUGACCGCUGGCUGGUUGAGGGUUGGGGCUCAAUACACAGUGCCUGAUGCCCUAGACGUUGGGGUUUAUUUCAUUUAUGUAUGCUCUUUAUGGGCCCCAGAGGGCUCUUUCAGGAGGCAUGGAGUCCGCUCCCUCACCCGCUCUGUGUGUACAGCCUGUGAUAAUGUGGGGUGUAGCCCUGGGCUACAGCUGGCCCCGGAGCAGACGCAACUCCCUGGGGCUCACGCAACUCAGUCCAUGCAGCCCAGGGCUCCUUACGGGAAGGAAGUGAAUGGCCAGGAGAGAACAGUGCAGACACCUGCCUGUGCAUCCGGCAUGGGGACAUGGCUCCCAGCCCUGUCUGUGUCAGAAUGUCAGGAGCCCAGGCUAGGGGCUCAGUGAGAGUACUGGGGACUGGGCCCAGUUUCUGUGUCAGUUCACUCGGGCCACAGGGCCAGGGGCUUGGCCUCACUGAGCCUCUGUGUCCUCAUCUGAAACAUGGAGCAGCAUUACCUACCUCGGGUGCUUGUGAGUGAGCAAACAUUUGGAAAGUACUGGCGCAGUUCCUGGGACAUUGUGUGUGCAGGUAUGUGCACGUGUGUGAUUGCAUGUGUGUCUGUGUGUGCAUGUAGGUGUGUGUGAGUGUGCAUGCAGGUGGGUAUAUGUGUGUGCAUGUGUGCAUGUGUGCAUGUGUGUGUCAAUGCAUGUGUGAGUACGUCAGUGCACAUGUAUGUAUGCAUGUAUGUGUGCACAUGCAUAUUAACAUGUGCGUGAGUGCGUGUGUACACGUGUGUAGGUGCACAAGUGUGAGGGUGUGCACACAUGUGUGUGUCACGUCCUCCCAGGAGGGAUGCUUCAGGUGAAGCCUUUGGCCAGAAGAAGGGGCUACUCUGUUGAGUUGCCCUCCCCUGGAUGAAAUAUCCUCCACCUGGUCCUGUUUCUGCUGUCUUUUCUUUUUUUGUUAACUUUUUAAUUUUAAAACCAUAAAUACUCUUUGUAAAAAGUCAUCCAGCAGAACAGAAGGGGAUGAAGUGAAAACUGAAAGUGCCCUCCCUCAAGUCCCUGCUCUGUGCUGCUCUGGGAUAACCACCUCUGAGAAAGGUCUCUCAUGUCCCUGCAGUGUUUCUCAAGCAUACGGAAGCACACACUUAUGUAGAUGAUGAUUCCUUUUCUUCUUUACUCAAAUGAAACCCAGCUGUUUGCAAUGUGCUUUUUUCAUGUUCACCCAGCAGCACCCAUGUUCCUCCUCCCCCGCCUACCCUGCAGGUUCUCACAUGGAGCCGGUUACUCUUGGAAUUGGGCUGGUUGGCCAGAGACCAGGCUCUGCAGCUCUCAGACUCCACCGGCUGUCCCUGAGACCUCAUGUGCUAUUCCAGUCUCUGUGCUGUCGUGAAUCUUGCUGAAUCAAUCGCUCCUCGUUUUCCUCUUCAAAGCAGGCUCUUAUCCCCUAAAAUGCUCCACUUCAAAGCUCCUGGACAAGAAAGAGAUUUUAAACUAAUCCCUCCAGCCCCACAACAGCCUCUGCUAGCCAACCCAAAGCCCCCCACCAAGGAGCCUGUGGCCUGCAGGGAACACCCUCAUCGGAAAGUUUGAAGGUGCCAGGAGCCCCCCACUCAGCCUUCCACGGGGCCUGGCAAACUCAGCUGUGAGAAUGGAGUCAGAUGUGGGCUCCUCAGUACGAUCUGGCCCUGUUACUGCCCUAGGGGGUCUGGACUCUGGGCCUGGCAGCUCCUCCCAGGAGAAGGCCAAGGCUGGGGAGUGCCAGCCCUUGGAGUCACAACUCACAGACCUCAGGAUUCCCCAAGAGCUUCCCAUUUGCGGGGACCAUGCUGUCAUGAGUCCUGGCAUCCAGGCAGCUGCAGGGAACGGGGACAGCCUCCUGGACACAGGCCCCACAGGUGAGCAGAGUGGCAAUGGCAAAGUCCCUAACCGGGACAGCGGGAUUGACAGCCCGUCCUGCAGUGUGGCCGGUGAGAGCUUCCCUGGAGAGGAGAGCAGCGAGGCCGUCCAGGGCCCCGCCAUGCUGGGGCUCCACCCAGGGACAGACACGCAGGAAGCCCCACAGGACACUGCCAGUGAUGUGGACAAAGGCAGCAGCGAGGCUGGCCAGGGCCCGGCCAUGCUGGGGCUCCACCCAGAGACAGACUCACAGGAUGCCUCACAGGACACCGCCAGUGAUGUGGACGAGGGCAGCAGCGAGGGACCCGACCCGGGGACCAUCCUCCAGACAGGUGGCGUGGAGGCAGGCAUGGCCAAGAGCCCCAAGCCCCAGCAGCUGUUCAACAUUGCCCAAGAGCUCCUGCACACAGAGGAGGCCUAUGUGAAGCGGCUGCACCUGCUGGACCAGAUCUUCUGCACCAGGCUGUCGGAGGCUGGGAUCCCUGUGGAGGUCACCACAGGCAUCUUCUCGAACAUCUCCUCCAUCUAUCGGUUCCACAGGCAGUUCCUCCUGCCAGAGCUGCAGGCACGGAUCGUUGACGAGUGGGAUGUGAACCCUCGGCUUGGGGACAUCCUGCAGAAGCUGGCCCCAUUCCUUAAGAUGUACGGCGAGUAUGUCAAGAACUUCGACAGGGCCAUGGAGCUGGUGGGCGUGUGGACCCAGCGGUCAGUGCUGUUCAAAGACAUUGUCCAUGACAUCCAGAAGCAAGAGGUGUGUGGGAAUCUGACACUGCAGCACCACAUGCUGGAGCCUGUGCAGAGGAUCCCCCGCUAUGAGCUGCUGCUCAAAGACUACCUGAAGAGGCUCCCGGCAGAUGCUCCUGACCAGAGGGAUGCAGAGAAGUCCUUGGAGCUCAUUUCCACUGCAGCAAACCAUUCCAAUGCGGCUAUUCGGAAGAUGGAGAAAAUGCACAAGCUCUUGGAGGUGUAUGAGCGCCUGGGUGGGGAGGAGGACAUCGUUAACCCGGCCAACGAGCUCAUCAAGGAAGGUCACAUCCAGAAGCUGUCAGCCAAGAACGGCACCACCCAGGACCGCUACCUCUUCCUGUUCAACAGCAUGGUCCUUUACUGUGUGCCCAAGCUGAGGCUCAUGGGCCAGAAGUUCAGUGUCCGGGAGAAGAUGGACAUUUCGGGCCUUCAGGUACAGGAUAUUGUCAAGCCAAAUGCAGCUCACACGUUUGUUAUAACAGGAAGGAAAAGGUCCUUGGAGCUGCAGACUCGGACAGAGGAAGAGAAGAACGAAUGGAUUCAGGUCAUCAGGACCACCAUUGAGAAGCACAAGCAGAACAGUGAGACCUUCAAGGCCUUCAGUGGCCCCCUCGGCUGGAACGAGGAUUCCACCCCCCCUCCAGACCCAUCUGUGGUGGGUGCCAGCUCCGUGGAGCCCGUUAUGGAGGCCGAUGGCGGCAGAGGUGCUGGAAGGCUCGACUGCAGAAAGCCUUCCUCUAAAACGAGGCGUGAGAAGGAGAGGCAGAGCUGCAAGAGCUGCGGGGAGACCUUCAACUCCAUCACCAAGAGGAGGCACCGCUGCAAGCAGUGCAGCGCAGUCAUCUGUGGGAAGUGCUCCGAGUUCAAGACUGAGAACAGCAGGCAGAGCCGGGUCUGCAAGGAGUGUUUCCUGACCCUAUCAGGGGAGCCUACCAGCCCUGAAGUGGCCGUCGAGCCCAAGAAGGGCACAGAGAGGCCGUCUGCCAUGGACCCCCAGCACAGCCUGCUCUGCGGCACCCUGCAGCUGUCGGAAGACGGCAAGGCCUGGAGUGAGGUGUGGGCCUCCAUCCCCAGGACAGACCCACAGGCGCUGCACCUGUGGGGAAGCAGCCAGGAUGGACAGCUGCCCCGCACCAUUCCCCUGCCCGGCUGCAAGGUGAACGCCCCAGACCCCGCAGAGAAGCCUGACCUCCGGCACCUGCUGAAGCUGCACCACGCACACCUGUGCCUGUACCUGGACACCCAGACUCCUGAGCUGCAACAGCGGUGGCUGGAGGCCCUCAGUGCCGCUGCUCACGGGGACCCGGUGUUGCCCAGCCCGGGGACCCCAUAGUCCUAGGCCUCGUGGGCACAGAGCUCCGUGAGCCAAGCCUUCUGCCUGUUGCCAGGAUGUGGCCCAAGGCCCCUCCAGGCCCUGUCUCCUCAAGGCUCUUCUGGUUCCUCCCGCCUGGCUCCAUGCAGCCCCCUGGUGCUGGUGUGCGAUGUCCCGCAGAGCAGCGAUGCAGUGCAGCCAUGUUGCCUCCCACCUCUCAGCCUGUCUGCCACUCACACCCCUACAUUUGCCCCUGUGCUCACUCUACCAGGUAAAGGCAUUAGGACUGACACGGGGGCCAACAGGUUAGCUCAGGUCACAGGCCCAGGACCCAGGGCCAGGGGUGUUACCCGAAGCAGGUCCUGCCCAGUGCGGCUUCUCAUCAGUAAAGUCCCAGGUAGCCGGCAAGGAGGAGGAAGGGCAUUUAUUGCAAGCGAACAGGCAAGGAGCAAGGAGGCGUAUACCUUAAAUCAAGCUCCUCGAACAAAGGGAGGCAGAAACUUCUAUACCGUCUGUCCCGAGGAAGUACGUACAAACAUCAUGGACUACAGAGGUUAUCAUGGCACGCAGGUGCAGUAAGACAAAUUGCAUUUUUUUCCUUCAUUAUUUACAGAAAAUGGCAGAUAAGUCCUGCCCUCGGUGGCGAUUUUAAUAUUAGGUCUUAAUAAGACUUAGGUUACUUUAGGACACUUUUGAGGCUAGUAAACUGAUUUGGCUAGUUAUGGCUGAUUUAAGGCAGAAGCUGAGUUACAGGCAGCGCUCAGGGUCUUGAUAAUAACGGACAGGAGGAGCCGGUCUUGCUUGAUAGUGGCUGAGCAGCUGCUGGCUGUGCUCGCUAUUGGGGCACCUGGUGCCGCAGGGGCCCCCAUUUCAGAGAUGAGAAAACUGAGGCCCAGAGAGGGGCAGCCACUUGCUCAAUGUUACCCAACACGUCUUGCAAAGAGCAGUGUGGCUGGCAGGAGGGCGGGAGGGCAAAUUCUCAAUAAAAAUUGUCUAAGGGUCAUGAAGCACAGCACGAAGGGGACAGCCAUGGCUGUGCUCAGUGGUCUGAGCUCUUCCCAAGGCCCUGCCCUACUGGUGGAAGUCCUACAGCCUGUUAUCUCGUGUCUGCAGCUGCCCCACAGAGCAGGCCAGAGACCCUGUGUCCAGCUCCUCUGCAACCUCUGCUGCCCUGUCUACACUAGGUGAAGCUGAGCAUGGCUCUGGAUCCCAACUCCUCUUGAUUCCAGAUCUUACUCUACCCUUGAGGGCUGGCGAGGGUCAGAGUGUCCCCUCCUCCACCUCACAGUCUACUACCCAGUGCUGGGAUGAGGCAGGGGUCCCCUGCUCCAGACACACUGUGUCUGAGGCCUGCAAGGGGCAGGCGGGCAGGUCUGGGUGAGCCUGCCUACCGUCCAGGAAGUCCCCGGACAUUGAGUCCCUUCUGUGAGCUGGCGUAAGGGCUCAUCUGCACAAAUAAAUGCUGGCAGCCAGCAAGCAGGCUGGCAGCAGGAGGACCAUGCAGCCUCAGUUCUUUACUGGCCCCUCAGGGGGAUAUGGGGGGAAUGCAGCGGGGGUGGGAGGUGGGGGGCGACAGGCCUGGCAUGGUGGUAAGCAAACUCCAGCUCAUUGGAUGCUGACAGCAAGAGAUGGGACUGAGAAGCUCAGAGAGGGACUCAAAACUGCAUAGUCAGCAGGUGUUGGGCGGAGGGAGUGGGGAGGCUGCAUGACCAGGCCUGCAGGUGCUACAUUAUCCCCUCUGGGGUCUCCAAAGGCCUCCCGGUGAUGCAGGGCCAGGAGCCAGGUGGCCGGGGCCUUGACUCAAGCACUGAGCCUGUUGUGAGGUGGACAGGAGUGAUUGUCACGGCUAGCAGGGACACUCAGGCCACAGAUGUGCAGUGUGAGGUAUUGGGAGACGUUAGGAAGGCCAUGGGGUCCAUCUGCACCAGAGCCCCGAGGACCUCUGGGAGAAAGAGUGGCUUGUUUAGGGACGAUGGUGGAGGGGCGUCCAGUCACUUAGGGAGGCGAGCCCUUCUAGAAGGGGAGGGCUGGCCCUGUCCGCUCCCUGGCAGCACAACCACAGCACCACACAGGGACACCUCUCAGAAGGGUGGCUGCCACACAGCCCUGGGUGACCCAGGGGCUCUGACCCGGGUGCUGAGAUGACUGGGAUGGGUGACUGGUCACAGGUGAGGUGGAGCAAGAUACAGGUGAGCUUAUGAAGAGUCCCUGCCGCCCUGUGCCUACCCGGACUGUGCCUUGCUGUAUACCUGGGCCCUGCCACGUGUCCUGACAUCGACACUCCGCACCCUGUGGUGGGCGUCCUGGCCCCAUUUUACACCUGAGGAACCUGAGGCCUGGUAAGUGGAAGCAGCUGUGCCCGCUACUGGGCAAGGAAAGAAUCAGACCCUGCCUGCCUGCACGGGGUCUGGCCAGCCCUGAAGGAGCCCAGUGCCCCCCGCUCA
Trichechus manatus latirostris (Florida manatee) is the source of this 8383-nucleotide messenger RNA. It is a transcript of the gene FGD3, whose product is annotated as FYVE, RhoGEF and PH domain containing 3. Bases 3633 to 5960 code for a protein of 775 amino acids. Gene Ontology annotation, molecular function: guanyl-nucleotide exchange factor activity; metal ion binding. The record is from RefSeq and is a predicted model, not a curated record. Gene Ontology annotation, biological process: filopodium assembly; cytoskeleton organization. The transcript is spliced from 19 exons. Gene Ontology annotation, cellular component: cytoplasm. NCBI's taxonomy places the organism in Eukaryota, Metazoa, Chordata, Mammalia, Sirenia, Trichechidae.